UUACAUUAUGAUGCCUUUUUGAGUAAACCAAACCAAACCAAACCUUUAAACUCAUCUCAUAUGGUUAUGGCCUUAUCUUCUACUUCUUCUCUCUUUCUCAACACCACUGAUUAUUCACCUCACAAACCACUCCAUUAUCUACCAUCACAAUCAUCACCAUCUUCUUCUUCUUCUCACUUUCCAAUCAAACCUCUCAUCCACCACACUCACAACACCCUCCCCCUCUCUCAAAAAUGGAGAACAAAUGUUUCAUUCUUUACUUCUUUCUUAAAGAAACCCAAAGACGCUAGCAUCAUCAAGGAAGAGCUUCUUGAAGCCAUUGCUUCUCUUGAUCGAGGAGCCGAUGCCACUCCUGAAGACCAACAAAGGGUUGAUCAGAUUGCACGCAAACUUGAAGCAGUUAAUCCAACUAAGGAGCCUCUCAAAUCUAGUUUACUUGAUGGCAAAUGGGAGCUUAUUUACACUACCUCUCAGUCAAUCUUGCAAAUUAAGAGACCAAAGUUUUUGAGAUCAGUUACGAAUUAUCAAGCAAUCAAUGCCGAUACUCUUCGAGCCCAAAACAUGGAAUCUAGGCCAUUCUUCAACCAGGUGACAGCAGAUUUAACACCUUUGAAUACAAGGAAAGUGGCUGUCAAAUUCGAUACCUUCAAAAUCGCAGGCUUCAUACCUGUUAAGGCUCCUGACACGGCUCGCGGCGAACUGGAAAUAACAUAUUUGGAUGAAGAACUUAGGGUAUCAAGAGGGGACAAAGGAAACUUGUUCAUAUUGAAAAUGGUGGAUCCAUCUUACCGGAUUCCUGCAUGAUGUAUCGUCACAAUAGCAUUUUAUCGCCAUCUCGUUUUCUUCCUCUCAACGGAUUCAAACUACCAUUAGAGCUUUCUGAAAUCGGAACUUAUACUAGCAAGCCAAUGCAUACCACUACUCAAACUUAGCUUGAAGCAUUUUGGAACUGUGCUUUCUUUACAGAAGUGUUUGUAAAAUCUUCUGUACCCUUGAAUGUGGAAAUCUUGGAUUCAAAAUAAGCAGUUGUAAAAUCUUUACAUACUGAUAUGAAUAUAUUAUAUGCUACAAUUUUGCUAUGAGGCAUUAAAGACAAGAAACAUUUUUCUAUCUUUGCUUUAUUAGUAUGAAUAUAUCUUGAUAUUCUGAAGUUUAGAACA
Messenger RNA from Vicia villosa (hairy vetch), 1160 nucleotides. RefSeq names its product probable plastid-lipid-associated protein 4, chloroplastic. The coding region runs from base 61 to 804 and encodes 247 amino acids. NCBI's taxonomy places the organism in Eukaryota, Viridiplantae, Streptophyta, Magnoliopsida, Fabales, Fabaceae. The record is from RefSeq and is a predicted model, not a curated record. The transcript has 6 exons.